This is a messenger RNA of Hypanus sabinus (Atlantic stingray), 1188 nucleotides long. RefSeq names its product potassium channel subfamily K member 4-like. Gene Ontology annotation, biological process: stabilization of membrane potential; potassium ion transmembrane transport. Bases 16 to 1188 code for a protein of 390 amino acids. Gene Ontology annotation, cellular component: membrane. NCBI's taxonomy places the organism in Eukaryota, Metazoa, Chordata, Chondrichthyes, Myliobatiformes, Dasyatidae. Gene Ontology annotation, molecular function: potassium ion leak channel activity. The transcript has 6 exons. The record is from RefSeq and is a predicted model, not a curated record.
AGCAGGGCUGGCGUGAUGCAGCGGCGGACGGUGCUGGCCAUUCUGCUGGUGGUCCUCACCUACCUGGUGGUGGGGGCGGCGCUGUUCCGUCUGCUCGAGCAGCCCUUCGAGCGGGAGCAGUGGGCGCGGGCGGCCGGGGCGCGGGAGAUGUUCCUGCGGGAGCACCGCUGCGUGGACGCGGCUCAGCUCGACCUGCUGCUGGAGCAAGUGCUGAUGUCGCUCGACGCGGGCAUCGACCCCAUCGCCAACUCCACUGACCUCACCAGCAACUGGGACCUCAGCAGUGCCUUCUUCUUCGCUGGGACAGUCAUCACCACCAUCGGAUUCGGGAACAUCUCCCCGAAGACGGACGAGGGCAGGAUGCUGUGCAUCGUCUACGCGCUGGUGGGAAUCCCGAUGUUCGGCUCCCUCCUGGCCGGAGUGGGCGACCAGCUGGGAUCCGCCCUCGGGCAGCUGAUCGGAAAAGUGGAGGAGAUCUUCCUGAAGUGGGAGGUCAGCCCGACGGCCAUCCGCGUCCUCUCCACCCUCCUCUUCAUCCUCAUCGGCUGCCUGCUCUUCGUCUCCACCCCGGUCCUCAUCUUCCAGUGGGUGGAGGGCUGGACCACGCUGGAGUCCGUCUACUUUGUGGUCGUCACCCUGACAACCAUAGGGUUCGGGGAUUACGUCGCAGGCGGGGAUGCCCGGCGGGGUUACAAGGCCUGGUACAAACCCCUGGUCUGGUUCUGGAUCGUCCUGGGCCUCGCCUACUUCGCCGCCAUUCUGUCGAUGAUAGGGGACUGGCUCCGGGUGCUGUCCAGGAGGACCCGCGAGGAGGUCAGCGGAUUCACGGCGCACGCUGCCCACUGGACCGCCAACAUCGCCACCGAUAUCAAGACCUCCCACUGGGACCGCCUGCCCCCCCGGGAGGUCCCGCUGGGGCAGGAGGCUGUCCCCGAGAGCGAGGGGGCGGGAGCGAGAUCGCCAUCCUCACCGUCGCGCGCCGACUCCCCCCGCCCCGAUUGCUCGCAGCCCAUCGACUUCCUGGCAGAGAACCUGCUCUUCAUCGACACUGAGGACUCGGAGCGCAGCCCCUCGCCCCUGGCCUGGGCCCGGGGCAGGAUGCGGACUGGCAACAGCCCCCACCCUGCCCGGUCCAGGCCCCUGCUGGAGCCCUCUCUUAGGGCAAAGGACGGGGGCGAGAGCGGGUGA